AUGCCAUCUCAAAUUUCACAAGAGAUCGAGCUUUCAGAAAUUGGAAGGAAUGGAAUUAGUCCCCUGGAUGCUAGCACGAAUGGCCUUGGUACUCAUGGAAAUAAGGAUGUUAUGACCAGGAGAGGUAGAAACGAGUCGAUUGAUCCGAGUGUGGAACGGGUAUAUACAGAGGAUAUGGGCGAUUAUAUUACGGCGGAAGAAACUGUACAUUCGGAUGAUUCUGAAGAUCGGCCCCCUGACGGUGGAUUUAAAGCUUAUUCUGUAAUGAUAGGUUCAUAUUUUACGAUUUUGACUAAUUUAGGUCUUAUUAAUUCUAUUGGUGCUAUCCAGGCAUACGUGUCUGAGCAUCAGUUGUCAGAAAUAAGCGCCGUUGACGUGUCAUGGAUCUUCUCGAUUUACCUUUUUCUUGCGUAUGGGGUUGGACUUUUCACUGGAAGAACAUUUGACAAAAGAGGACCUUUAGUAUUGAUGGUGAUAUCUGCGGUAUUAUUAGUUAUGGGAUUGUUUGGUGCAGCAUACAGUAAGACGGUUUAUCAAUUUAUUUUGAGCUUUAUCGCUGUUGGCAUUUCGAACGGAUUAUCGAUUACUCCAUCGAUUGGCGUAAUCAAUCAUUGGUUUUCCAAUAAAAAAAUUGGCACGAUCCAGGGUCUAUCGACGAGUGCAGGGUCCCUAGGAGGAUUAUUGUUUCCGUUAUUGUUGAGAUAUUUAUAUCCGAACUACGGGUUUUCGAUAGCACUUAUAAUUUUGGGAUGCAUUUGUCUUGGUUGCAUGCUAAUUGGAAUUGUUUUAGUAAGAGAAAGAGUGAAGAGAAAGGAAACAAAUCAAGACUUUUCAACGAGUGAAAGAUGUGAAACAUUGUCGAAAUGGGAAAAGAUGAGAGGCGAAGCAAAAGUUUUGAGCUUCAAACAUUUAAAAGAUACUAAGUAUACACUUCUUAUUGUCGGUACAUUUUUCGCCGAGCUUGCUUUAGUGAUGAUUAUUACCUAUUUCGCUACUUAUGCAAUUGCGCAGGGGGUCUCAGAAUCGACUUCUUACGUAUUAUUAACCGUUUGGAAUGCUACGGGUAUUUUAGGUAGAUUUUUACCAGGCUAUGUAUCCGAUUUCCUUGGAAAGUUCAAUGUGAAUAUCUUAAUGCUUAUUGGAUUUAACAUAUCUAUCUGUGCAAUAUGGAUACCUUUCGGGCAUGAUUUGAAAGCCUUGUAUGCGUUUGCAGCUUUCGGAGGAUUUUUCCUGGGUCUGAUUUUAUCAAUGGUUCCUAUCUGCUUAGCCCAAGUUAGUUUAGUUGUGGAAUUUGGAGAAAGAUACGGAUUGCUAAAUUUCUUUCUUAGUAUAGGUAAUUUGUUUGGUGUCCCAAUCGCUGCUAUUAUCAUAGGGGACGGCAGCGUCCACAAUUAUAAUAUGUUUGCAAUCUUUACGUGUGUUUGUUCCGUUGUUGGGACUACCUUCUUGUAUUUCAGCAGAUACUCAAUUGUUGGAUUUAGAUUAAAUGUGAAGGUUUAA
This is a messenger RNA of Debaryomyces tyrocola, 1500 nucleotides long. NCBI's taxonomy places the organism in Eukaryota, Fungi, Ascomycota, Pichiomycetes, Serinales, Debaryomycetaceae. The record is from the annotation of a GenBank genome assembly.